This is a messenger RNA of Balaenoptera ricei (Rice's whale), 1240 nucleotides long. RefSeq names its product complement C8 gamma chain (gene C8G). The transcript has 5 exons. Lineage: Eukaryota; Metazoa; Chordata; Mammalia; Artiodactyla; Balaenopteridae. Bases 276 to 1160 code for a protein of 294 amino acids. Gene Ontology annotation, biological process: complement activation. The record is from RefSeq and is a predicted model, not a curated record. Gene Ontology annotation, cellular component: membrane attack complex.
CGUUGGCUGUUACUGCGCCUGCGCCUCAGUCCCCGCGGCCCGGGCGGUACUUCUUUGUGCGCCUGUGUUUGCUCGGUCUCGCCAGAAACAGCGCCCCUGGCGGCCGGGAGGGGCGGCGGCCGAGCGCCGUGGGUCGUGGGCGGGGCUGCGGGCGAGGCUCGAGAUCUCCGGUUCGAGACUUGGCUCCGGCGCUUCCCAGUGUCGGGCGCAAGUGUUCUUCGCUGUGGGGAUAAGACUAGUUCGUACUUCAAGGAGCUGUUGGCAGCUUAAGGGAGAUGAAUGUGCAAAGGGAUGAGCACCAGCCACACUGGAAGUCACGUGGGGGCUUGUGGGCAAGAAGCCAGAGGUCAACUCGGACUUUGUACACAGGACAUGGCGACAGGGCCCUGCCGAGAAGUGCAGGGUCGAGGCCUGUCACUGUCGCUGCCGUCGCCAUGCUGACCCCCAGGACGGCAUCCCUCUUGACUCUGCUCCUGGCCGUCGGCUCCUUGGGUCAGAGGGCUCAGAGACCCCCUCGGCCCCCGUCCCCCAUCAGCACCAUCCAGCCCAAGGCCAACUUCGACACUCAGCAGUUUUCAGGGACCUGGUUCCUUGUGGCCGUGGCCUCCUCGUGCCGCUCCCUGCAGGAGCAGGGCCACCGGGCUGAGGCCACCACACUGCAUGUGACUCCUCAGGGUGCAGCCAUGGCUGUCAGCACCUUCCGAAAGCUGGAUGGGAUCUGCUGGCAGGUGCGGCAGCUCUACGGUGACACGGGGCUCCCAGGUCGCUUCCUGCUCCAAGCCCGAGGCGCCCGAGGGGCGGUGGACGUGGUCGUUGGGGAGACGGACUACCGGGGCUUCGCCAUCGUGUACCUGGAGCGGGCGCGGCAGCUGUCGGUGAAGCUGUACGGUACGUCCCCGCGGGACCGGGUCUGCACACCCGCAGGGCCGUCUGGGUGGGCCCGAUGGGCACAUGGACCCUCCCCUCCCUUUCCCCUGCCCUUGCCGUUAGGCCCAGAUGUGGGGACAGAGAGGAGACCAGUGGGGGGUGGGCAGGGGUCAGAUCGCAGCCCCCGGCACACAGCCCAGCUCCCAGAGCGCCCUGCCCGCCCAGCCCGCACCCACCCAGCGGGCGCCCAGGAGCCCUGUGUGUCCCGCACGCAGCCCGCUCGCUCCCCGUGAGCGAAUCAUUCCUGAGUGUGUUUGAGCAGCGGGUCCAGGGUGCCAACCUGACCGAGGACCACAUCCUGUUCUUCCCCAAG